GCUAAGCCGUGAAAACUGUCAAAACGCGCCCAUCUAAUCACGUGACAUGCUGACAUCACACUUCCAAGUUGUUAGGCCAUCAGCUAUCAACCCUAAACAGAAUUCUAUUGAGAUAUAUACAACCUAGCAAUGAGUUCUUCAGCGGCAGAUUGGGAAUACCCCGAGCACAGACAAUUCGAGCGCGUUCCAACUCUCGAUCAAGUUGACUCCAAUGACCGCAAAGCCGUCUAUGCCGCUCGUGAACAGAAGAUUCGCGAUGACUGGGUUAAGGCAAUGGAAGCUCGCAUCAUCCGUGACCAACUUUCAAAAUGCUACAAGACAGAAGGCGUCAACCACUACCAAAACUGCCGAGAACUUGCAGACAUGUACUUGAAGGCUGUCAAGGAGAACAAGGUUGAAGGUUUCCGUAAGAAGCCCGCUACGGAAGCAUAGACAAUACAUUGUUAACAAUGAAAGAAAUGUUGUACAUUGCCAAAGAAUUUGAUUUAUAGUAAUAAAACUGGAUUACCACCAUCACACGACUUGCAAGGUCUAUAAUUUUUCUAACGUCUGCUAUGGUGAUCAAUAUACUUCCACUAUUGAAUUUCA
Messenger RNA from Umbelopsis ramanniana AG, 588 nucleotides. RefSeq lists its product as uncharacterized. Lineage: Eukaryota; Fungi; Mucoromycota; Umbelopsidomycetes; Umbelopsidales; Umbelopsidaceae. The transcript is spliced from 5 exons. Bases 130 to 432 code for a protein of 100 amino acids. The record is from RefSeq and is a predicted model, not a curated record.